Molecule: messenger RNA, 1387 nt
Organism: Annulohypoxylon truncatum
Lineage: Eukaryota; Fungi; Ascomycota; Sordariomycetes; Xylariales; Hypoxylaceae
Product: DHS-like NAD/FAD-binding domain-containing protein
Exons: 1
Coding region: 171-1370 (399 amino acids)
Molecular function (GO): NAD+ binding
Source: RefSeq, a predicted model, not a curated record
CUUCACUUUAUCAAAUACCAUAUGUAGGUAUUGAUUGUUCCGGGUUUUCAUCGCAAACUUCAGUAAAACUCAUUGUGACGUGAAGAUCUAUAUAGAAACUUACAAUCUACCUUGUAUCACCACUCAUUGAUCAGCUGGACGUGAGUUUAUCGCUCCAGAUACCUCUCCAGAUGCGUCCGCCUUACAUGCGAAUCCCUUAUACGGAUGCUUUAGCCUCCCCUACUAUCUUUCCCAAAGCCGCAACAACUAUAUCGGGAGCCGUCGAGGCUUUACAAAAAUUCUUUCAAGUACCUUCAGCGAGGGGCUUCCCUUCCACGGUAGUUCUCACCGGUGCUGGCAUAUCCGUAGCUAGCGGAUUAGCAGAUUAUCGAGGGCCCAACGGCACAUAUCGAGUAAACAAGACAUAUCGACCCAUCUACUACAACGAAUUUCUCCAGAGCCACGAGGCCAGGAAGCGAUAUUGGGCUAGGAGUUUCCUUGGUUGGACUACACUCCUGAAGGGAAAGCCGAAUGCCGGUCACUACGCGGUAAAACAUCUAGGCGACUUAGGGCUAGUUCAGAGCGUGAUUACGCAGAAUGUGGAUUCUUUCCACCCUAAAGCUCACCCCGGUCUCCCCACGAUCGAGCUACAUGGCUAUCUAAGAUCUUGCGUGUGUACAUCAUGUCACGAGGAAUUACCCCGAGAUACAUUUCAGAAUGCGCUAGCUAGACUGAACCCUACCUGGGCAGCUUUCCUACAAGAGAUACUAGCCUCUGGUGCCUUGGAUACCGAGAAUCCGGAUGAGAGACGGGCCAAGGGGUUGAGGACGAAUCCUGAUGGUGACGUUGACCUUCCAGACGCCCCAUACACGACGUUUCGCUAUCCCGCCUGUCCGAGAUGUCUCUCGACUCCACCUGCCACCGCUGAUGGGAGCCCUGCAAAGGUCGAGGUCGAUGCGGAUGGCGCAUGGAAUCCGGAGAGUACAGCGGGUGUACUGAAGCCGGCUGUUACUAUGUUUGGAGAGAACAUAAAACCCUCCGUUAAAUUGGCCGCAGACCAAGCUAUCGAGAAUGCCGGGAGAUUGCUGGUUUUGGGGACAUCUCUUGCGACAUACUCUGCUUGGCGACUGGCCAAAAAAGCCAAAGAUCGAAACAUUCCUAUUGCAAUUAUUAACCUUGGAGGCGUCAGAGGCGAAGAUGCUUUCUUUGCUAACCUUGACCCGUUCCAAGAAGGGGCUCAAGGAGUAAGGGUGGAGUUGUCUACCGAUGAAUUACUGCCGGCCCUCGUAGAACAAAUGAGACAAUCAUCGAGCAUAGAGGCGGCCCAGGAAAAAUAUGAUCAUGGCGUUGAAGACCACGGUGCCUCGGUUUUCAAAGAUAUGAUGUCGUAAUGCCAUAUAUAGCGACC